AUGUUUGCGAUGCCGUGUCUGGUGUUCGCACAGACCCUUACCAUCACUUAUGACAACCACAGGACACGAACCAUAUGUCUACUCGAAUGGCCCGACGGUCUGUCUGGACAGUCGAGACUGGAUUUCAUUUAUAACAUCGUGUUCCUAUUGCUGACAUACAUAGUGCCGGUGACCACCAUGGUCAUCGCAUACUCACUCAUGGCUAGGGUGUUAUGGGGCUCACAGGGCAUAGGGGAGGGCGACGCCAACUCAUCCCAACAGCACUCCAUCACUCAAUCCAAACAACAAGUCGUUCGGAUGCUUAUAUGCGUGGUGUCCGUGUUUGGUAUCUGUAAGUACUAUGUAUUCAAGAAUCCCAAAACUAUAAAGUUGGCUGCCAUAUCACGCAUUUCGUCGAUAUUCAAAGAAAUACUUAUCUCUCAUAUGUAUAACAAAAAGACAACUAAAUUCCGAGUACUCGACGAAUACAACACCAAACAAACGAGUUCCCAAUACUCGUGAUAAUCUGAAUCCACAAGUCGCUCAUCUC
Messenger RNA from Oppiella nova, 529 nucleotides. NCBI's taxonomy places the organism in Eukaryota, Metazoa, Arthropoda, Arachnida, Sarcoptiformes, Oppiidae. The record is from the annotation of a GenBank genome assembly.